This is a messenger RNA of Orussus abietinus, 2177 nucleotides long. It is a transcript of the gene Arf51F, whose product is annotated as ADP-ribosylation factor 6. Gene Ontology annotation, molecular function: GTP binding; GTPase activity. Gene Ontology annotation, cellular component: cytoplasm. The record is from RefSeq and is a predicted model, not a curated record. The transcript has 5 exons. Bases 172 to 699 code for a protein of 175 amino acids. NCBI's taxonomy places the organism in Eukaryota, Metazoa, Arthropoda, Insecta, Hymenoptera, Orussidae. Gene Ontology annotation, biological process: intracellular protein transport; vesicle-mediated transport.
CGGCUGUUACGUGAUUAUUGUCAGUGCUCGAAUACUUGUGGGCAUAACCUUUUUAUGUUGCUCUUGCCUCUGACUUGCAUCGAAUUUCCGGAUGCGUGUAAACGAGUACAAGACGCUGUUGUACCGGACUGACAUCACAGGUUCCGGAUACGUAGCGCGAGUGUCAGAAAAAUGGGCAAGAUCUUGUCAAAAAUUUUUGGCAAUAAGGAAAUGCGUAUUUUAAUGUUGGGGUUAGAUGCUGCUGGAAAAACUACUAUACUGUAUAAACUCAAGUUGGGACAGAGCGUAACUACCAUACCUACUGUAGGAUUCAAUGUAGAGACAGUGACCUAUAAGAAUGUCAAAUUUAAUGUGUGGGAUGUUGGUGGUCAAGAUAAAAUAAGGCCACUGUGGCGGCACUAUUACACUGGAACACAAGGACUGAUUUUUGUAGUGGACUGUGCCGAUAGAGAUCGAAUCGAUGAAGCCCGUCAGGAGUUACAUCGAAUUAUAAAUGAUCGAGAAAUGAGGGAUGCCAUAAUUCUUAUUUUCGCCAAUAAACAAGAUCUUCCAGAUGCAAUGAAGCCACACGAAAUUCAAGAGAAAUUGGGUUUGACAAGAAUCCGGGACAGAAACUGGUAUGUCCAGCCAUCUUGUGCCACAACAGGAGAUGGACUGUACGAAGGCCUUACGUGGCUUACUAGCAAUCAUAAAUUAUGAUUAAAUAGUUAAUUAUCUUUGGUCGCACGCACCAAGAGUAAAUACCUGUAUCAUGAUUGCAUACUAAUGCACCCAUGUUGACGCUCUGUAAAAACUGAAAAGAAACUUAAGUGACCAAAUUUCAUCAGUUUCAUCGUUUGUGCGGAAAAAUACAAAUCUCAAAAAAACUUUGCCGUGAUACAGGUUACUGUAACAUUAGGACAACACACCUGAAGGUACUUCAAUAAAUAUAUAUAUAUAUAUGAAAUUGCGACGUGUACAGGGGUGUUCGUCUCAAACAACCAGUAGUAUCAAAAUUACUCUCAGUAUUGGCCCAUAUAUGAUAUGCUCGUCGGAAAGCUUUGUUAUAAAAAUAAUUUAUUAUUUGAGAAACGUUAAAUUAUAUCUGGCCAAAUGGCGAUAAAAAGGGAAUUUUUGCUUUGAAAUUGCAGAAAAUUUGGAUGUCACGGUGACGCGUCAUAAAAAUGGUUAAAAAAUGGUACUGUUAGACUUUUUGGAGUUACAUAGAAAAAGCAUUACAUCAUACAUGUAUGAAAUCUAAGGAAAAAUAUGAAUAUGCUAUAUAUCACACUGAAAAUAUUCUUUUAUAUUUACAUGACAUAAUACAUAAAUACUGAAAUCAUAUUAAAAAGAAAUUCAAGCCUUAUAAGCCAUUGCAUCCAUGGAAAUAUAUUUGCCAUUCUUAACUUCACAGAUGUUUGAAUAAUUUUAAUUUUCGUUUCCAAUGUCUGUACUCACAAAUUGCCUUCAUUGUCAAAUAAUUUUCACAUUACCAUUAACAGAUCUAUUUCUGAAUAGUUAUUAACAAUAUGAAAUGUAAAGCAGAAAGACUUCCUUGCGCAAUCAAUGUAUCUUAGAUGACCAUUUCUGGGCUCUGUUAAAGUCAUAGAACUUCUGCUAUAUGUCGAAUAUGUUAAUUAAUACAUAUUGCAUAAGUUAUUAAUAUAUACGUCUAAUUUAAUAGAGUAUGGAAAGUGUUCACUUUGUAAGCUUGUAUUUCCAAUGAUGAUUUUUUAUUCUAGACAUGUAAAAACUGUAUUACCUAGCUUCUAAGAUUUUUAAUACAACCUCGUUCCAAGAUAUGAAUGUUAAAGUGCAAAAUUCUAUUUCUUUGAAUUGAUGUUUACAAUUUUUGAAUGUAAUCAUUUAAUGGAUAUGUAGAAGGUUUAACGCAUCGACGGAUGCCAUGAAUACAGUGCCGUUUAUUUUGUUAUUCUUCUUAAUGUCAGUGUCAAUGUAGCAUGUACGCUUUAAAUUACAUCACUAUUCCUCUCUGAAAACAAUGGAGAUUAAGGUGAUGCUUUUAACCUUCCAAAAUUAUAUUGUUAAGGCAAGGUUUCUGUAAGCUUUUUAUUUUAAGUAAUUUAUACAUUUUGUAAUUAACACCGGAGAAAAAGACAUUAAUUUUGUAAUAGAAAUUGUAAGUUCAGGUAAACAUUCAUAAAACAUAAUUAAACUUUAGAAAACAGUCCUUAAAA